CCAGACACCCUCUGACCACUGGGUCAUCUCAAGCAUGGACCUGCAGAACAAUACUGAGCCCUACAGGGUUGUCAUUGAAGGUAAACCUGGACAGAGCGCUGGGAGCAGCGUGGCCAUCUUUGAGAUCCACAUCAGCCCUGGAUACUGCCUGGAGUGUGAUUUUGAGGAGUCUCACCUGUGUGGAUACAGCAACCAGUGGAAUGCCAAUGUAAACUGGUAUGUGGGAGGAGGCGAAGUCCGGUUCCUUCAGAACAACUUGCCAAAUGACCACACAUACAACAACAGGACAGGCCACUUCAUGUACGUUGACUCCAUUUAUGCCAAGACCUUCAAAGAAGUAGCCAAGCUUGUGUCUCCCAUGACAAUGGUGCCAGUGUCUGGCUGCCUGAGUUUUCAGUACCAGCGCAGUGAGGAGAGAGGGAACCUGUUCUCUGUUUUCGCCCGGGACCGACUGGGCCAGUACCAGGAGCUGUGGAGGGCAGAGUCAGAAAACCAGAGUGACUGGAGUCAAAUGCUUGAAGAGUGGAUACCUGUGCAGGUGGAACUGAAAGCACCAUACUCGAUACAGGUGGUUUUUGAAGUGGCGUUUAACAGUCCAAGAGGUGGACGAGUGGCACUUGAUGACAUUUCCUUUUCUCCAGAGUUCUGCAGCAAAGACACUGAGCCGAUUUUUGACCCCUCCAUAGCCAACUGUGACUUUGAGUCAGGCUUCUGCCGCUACAUGCAGGACCAGCGGUCAGGGUCGCCAUGGAGGAGAGUGUCUGUGAGGCCCAACAUAUUUAGGAAUGGAGACCACACUACAGGGGCAGGAACUUUCCUGUUGGCUCACUCACAGAUGAUCCAACACGUGGGCUACGUAAGCCGUCUGACUGGUCCAACUUUGGCUGGGAACUUGAAAUACUGUUUGAGAUUCUACUUCUCUCUCAGGGGUUUCAACCAGACAGAUCAGGCUCUGGCUGUUUAUCUGGAGCAGCAGAGCAACAGCCAGGAGAAGAUCUGGACUCAGGGGGUGAAGUCCAGAGGAAUCUGGAUUGCAGCAGAUGUUACCUUCCAAACAUCUCAGCCUGCCAAGCUAGUUUUCAUCAGCACCUGCAGGAGCUUCUGGGACUGUGGCGCUGUGGCUCUAGAUGACAUCAGCGUGAGCCUCGGAGACUGUGAGCUGACAGCAGAUGUGUUGUCGUCACCUCUCCCUGGACGCUGUGACUUUGAAGCAGGCCUGUGUGAUUACACUCAGGACAAGCAUCACGAUGCUGCUGACUGGGAGAGGAGGAGAGGGCCCACCCCUACCUCAUACACUGGUCCCAGAGGGGACCACACCAUGGGACUCGGAUACUACCUGCACAUGGAGGCAUCGCCUCUGCUGCCUGGUCAGAACGUAAGGCUGCUGUCUCGCCCUAUGAGGGGUUCCAGGGGGCCUCAGUGUCUGCACUUCUACUAUCACAUGUACGGGUCCGGCACAGGUCAGCUCAGCGUUCACCUGGACAAGGACGGAGAGGACCUGUUACUGUGGCAACAGAGUGGUGAGAAGAGCAUCUCCUGGAUGAGGGCCAGAGUACAGUAUCAGUGUGACAGCCAACACCAGAUUGUGUUUGAAGCAACCAGGGGUUCGUCAGUAAGGAGUGACAUCGCCAUUGAUGACAUUAUUGUGGAGGAUGGACCGUGUCCAGAUAUGGAGACAAUGGCCACUGUGGGAGCCUCCAAUGAGAUUGAGUAGAAGAGAAGAGGAAACAGGAUGCGUCAAACCAGUUCUUUUGCACAUUACAGUCAAUUCGGUGUCGUCAGCUCUCAAGUAGUUCUGUGUUCAUGGAGCAACAUAUAUCAUGUAUCAUACUCAGCAUUUCUCUCUGCACUGCAGCAACAGAAUGUGUUCAACUGUAUUUCUCUUCACAUUUAUAUGCAUUAGAUUAAUGCUCAUUGAUCCAAUAAA
Messenger RNA from Monopterus albus (swamp eel), 1927 nucleotides. RefSeq names its product MAM domain-containing protein 2-like. Gene Ontology annotation, cellular component: membrane. The record is from RefSeq and is a predicted model, not a curated record. Lineage: Eukaryota; Metazoa; Chordata; Actinopteri; Synbranchiformes; Synbranchidae. Bases 35 to 1714 code for a protein of 559 amino acids. The transcript is spliced from 13 exons.